AUGUCGGGGGCGCUAAUGCUGGCCUCAGUGUGUGAGAUAUCUCUAGGAGCUUUCGGACUACUGGGCGUGCUGCUAAAGUACAUCGGCCCCAUCACCAUAGCCAACACCAUCUCACUCAUCGGGAUCUCUCUCUACCGUCUGCCCAUCAUCUAUGGCAGACCGAACUUCAUCAUAGCCUUAAGCUGCACGCUGCUAGUACUAAUCUUCAUCCUGUACUUCAACAAAAUCGGCAUCCCGGUACCCAGGAUAGGAAAGGAAAACAAAAACAAACCCAGGUCCAAAUUUAAGAUCUUCCAAUUGAUACCUAUUCUAUUGGCUGUGAUCAUCAUGUGGAUAGUCACGGCUAUUCUAACGGCUUGUGACGUCUUCACUGACAACAGGGAGGACGUUGGGUACAUGGCCAGAGCUGAUGCCAAGGUCGACAUCAUCUACACCUCAAGUUGGCUGCACGUCACUUACCCAGGCCAGUUUGGCUUCCCGAAACUCAGCUUGGCCUUGACCCUGGGGUUCCUGGUGCCCUGCCUGUCCUCCUCCAUCAAGUCGGUAGGCGACUACUACGCCGCCCAGAAGGCGUGCGAGAUCCCCGGCAUCCCGGACUCAGCCAUCUCCCGGGGGAUUCUCAUCGAGGGGAUCGGCAGCAUCAUCUCAGGGGCUGUGGGGGCCGGGCACGCCACGACCUCGUACAGCAGUAACAUCGCUCUCAUCAAGUUGUCUAAGACAGGAAGCCGCUCAGUGAUGUAUGCCACUGGGAUCAUCAUUCUCGUCUUCUCUUUCAUCGGUAAAGCUGGGGCCGCGCUCACGACCAUCCCAAAUCCCAUUCUGGGUGGUGUCAUGGUGGUGAUUAUAUCCACACUUUUAUCCAUCGGAUUGUCGAACCUAAAGUAUGUGGAUAUGACCUCGUCAAGAAAUCUGUUAGUGUUUGGUCUACCUUUCAUGGCUGGCAUUGUGUUGCCUGCCGCUAUGGAGAUGCAUCCGUCCGCAAUGAAAACAGGUUCUGACGAUGCUGAUAGAAUUAUCUACGUGAUAUUUGGAACACCGAUGUUUAUAGGUGGAGUUUUGGCUUUAGUUCUAGACAACACAGUCCCAGGUACGCGCGAGUCACGUGGUAUGACCACGUGGACCUCCCACGCCGACCUCGGCAGCAGUUUAUCGUCAGCAGACGUGGAGCAGGUAUUCAGCUGGUCCUGGUACCCGCGUCUGCUCAAGGUCGCUCCCUUCCUGCCCAGGAUCCCCUUCAUGCCAAAAAAUGUUUGUGAAAAUCAACUCUACGACAACUGCCCCAAAGAGGACUUAGAGCUACAGUCGUAGCUGGUGCUACACUUAGCUCAACCUAUAGCCGUAAGCCUCCACUGAAGACUACCAACAAAAUU
This is a messenger RNA of Physella acuta, 1370 nucleotides long. RefSeq names its product solute carrier family 23 member 1-like. Gene Ontology annotation, biological process: transmembrane transport. Gene Ontology annotation, molecular function: transmembrane transporter activity. NCBI's taxonomy places the organism in Eukaryota, Metazoa, Mollusca, Gastropoda, Physidae. Gene Ontology annotation, cellular component: membrane. The record is from RefSeq and is a predicted model, not a curated record.